This is a messenger RNA of Radiomyces spectabilis, 342 nucleotides long. RefSeq names its product ribosomal protein L22e. Gene Ontology annotation, cellular component: ribosome. The record is from RefSeq and is a predicted model, not a curated record. The transcript has 2 exons. Gene Ontology annotation, molecular function: RNA binding; structural constituent of ribosome. Gene Ontology annotation, biological process: cytoplasmic translation. The annotation marks the transcript as partial. Lineage: Eukaryota; Fungi; Mucoromycota; Mucoromycetes; Mucorales; Radiomycetaceae.
GUCAAGGCUACUCCCACUGCUGCCAAGAAGUCCAAGUUCGUUAUCGACUGCUCCGGUCCCGCUAACGACAAGAUCUUCGAUGCUGCUGCCUUCGAGAAGUACCUUCAUGACCGUAUCAAGGUUGAAGGUCGCACCAACAACUUGGGCGAGGCUGUUACCAUCACCCGUGGUGCUGACAACAAGAUCACCGUGGUUGCCAACAUUGCUUUCUCCAAGCGCUACUUGAAGUACCUCACCAAGAAGUUCUUGAAGAAGAACCAGAUCCGUGACUGGCUCCGCGUCAUUGCUACCGACAAGCAGACCUUCGAGCUCCGUUACUUCAACAUCGCCAACGAUGAGGAA